Molecule: messenger RNA, 3040 nt
Organism: Sebastes umbrosus (honeycomb rockfish)
Lineage: Eukaryota; Metazoa; Chordata; Actinopteri; Perciformes; Sebastidae
Gene: rhag
Product: Rh associated glycoprotein
Exons: 10
Coding region: 1-1341 (446 amino acids)
Biological process (GO): ammonium transmembrane transport; ammonium homeostasis
Cellular component (GO): plasma membrane
Molecular function (GO): ammonium channel activity
Source: RefSeq, a predicted model, not a curated record
AUGCCUGCGUACGCCACCAACAUGAGGAUGAAGUUCCCCAUCGUGGCCUUGGUUUUGGAGAUUAUCACCAUCAUCCUGUUCGCUGUGUUUGUGGUCUAUGAUGAUGGGAAAAGUCACGGGCAUGACGGGCAUGACGGGCAUGACGGGCACGACGCGCAAUCCAACGACACGCACACUGAGGAGAAAUCACCCAUGGAUCUCUACCCCAUGUUUCAGGACGUCCACGUCAUGAUCUUCAUCGGCUUCGGGUUCCUGAUGACCUUCCUGAAGAGAUACGGGUUCAGCAGCGUGGGCCUCAACUUGCUCCUGGCUGCCUUCGGCCUGCAGUGGGGCCUCCUCAUGCAGGGAUUCUGGCACAUGGAUGACGGCAAAAUCAAAGUCAACAUCUUCAAAAUGAUCAACGCAGACUUUAGCACGGCUACAGUCCUGAUCUCCUUCGGAGCCGUUCUGGGUAAAACCAGCCCGGUGCAGCUCCUCAUCAUGACCAUACUGGAGAUCACCAUCUUCUCCAUCAACGAACAUCUGGUGGUCAACAUCCUCGGAGCUAGUGAUGUUGGAGCAUCCAUGGUCAUCCACGCUUACGGAGCCUACUUCGGCCUGGCAGUGGCUCGAGUACUUUACCGACCAGGUUUAAGAAACGGACACGAGAACGACGGAUCUGUUUAUCACUCUGAUCUGUUUGCUAUGAUUGGAACCGUCUUCCUGUGGAUGUUCUGGCCCAGUUUUAACUCGGCCAUCGCUGAGACGGAAACCGAACAGCUCACAGCGGUGGUCAACACCUAUCUCUCCCUGGCCACCUGCGUGCUCUCCGCCUACGCCAUCUCCAGCCUGGUGGAGCACAAAGGAAAACUGGACAUGGUGCACAUUCAGAACGCCACCUUGGCUGGUGGCGUUGCCGUGGGAACAUGUGCUGACAUGAACAUUGGGCCAUUUGGGGCAAUGCUGAUUGGAUUAGUGGCUGGCAUCAUCUCCACUCUGGGCUUCAAGUUCCUCACUCCCAUCCUGGCAUCCAACCUGGGCGUCCAGGAUACCUGCGGUGUCCACAAUCUGCACGGCAUGCCCGGCAUCCUGGGCGGGCUGGCUGGUAUUGUGGCUGUGGCUCUGGGGAAAAAAGACAAAGGUAAUGCUGUCAUGCAAGCUGCUGCCUUGGCUUCAUCCCUCGGGUUCGCCUUGGUUGGAGGUGCUAUUACAGGUUUAAUAAUGAAGUUGCCGUUCUGGGGCCAGCCGCCAGACCAGAACUGCUUCGAUGACUCUCUUUACUGGGAGGUUCCCGAGGAAGAGGAGGAGAACGAGGAGAGCUUGGCUCACGCCGAUCACUCGAAGAACAAAGCAGAGGUUUAAAUAUCUGCUCGAGAAGUAAAUCAUUAAUCGGCUGCACCAUGUCUGCAGAUAUCAAUCUGUCAAGUAUAUUAAUGUGAUGAAAACAAAACUAGACGAUUUGCUCUACUCACCAACACAAGUCAAACUGUUUUGUAAGCAAAGAUAGCUACAGUAGUGUAUUUUUUUUUUUUUUAAAUUAGGAUGGGCAGAGAAAGUUUUACACAUUAGAAUCUCCAAAAUAUACAUGAGUACUUUCUAAAAAAUAAGAUUUGGUUAAUUCCAUUUACACUACGGAAAAAAAAAACUUUAAGAAUUUGAAACAGGGACCUUCAGGGAUUUUUUUUACACUGAAAAUUGUGAUCAAUAUUUUUUUAAAUCACGGUGGGUCAUAGAUUCACUGCUGAUACACACAACUACUUCCAUAAGAGCUUUCUUUAGGGCUGACCCGAAUGCUUCAAGGCUUCAACCGUUGCCAUGGUAAUCGACCUCCAAAUCAGUAUUCGAAUGCUUCAUUUUUUGUUGAUUUUUAGUAUUCAAUAAUAAAGUAUAUAUACCCCCAAAUAGUCCGUGAAAUAAGGAAUAAUCACACAAUAUUAUUCAUUAUUCAUAUUCAACAUUGCUCUGUCCAGGGCACUGAAUAUUUCUCUCAUUGAAGCUUCGAAGCCCAAAAGCUGGUAUUCUGGUCAGCCCUAUUUUUCUUUUGUUUCAUUUUUUAUAUUAUAAAAAAGCAUGUUUUUUUUAAAGAUAUUAGUAUAGUGUGUAUUUGUCUUCAUACGUUCUUUUAUAUUCCCAUACACCUGGCGUAUGUGUUUCUGCUGAAGCUGAAGGUCAAAAGGUUAGGAGGAGUUCAACCUGCUCUGAUCUGCUGCUUCACGUCACCUCACUGGAGCCCAGACCUUCUGCAAGGAGUCCGAGUCCGACAGCUCUGACAUGGGCAGGGAUAGUCGCAUCAUAUGUUGUCACUAAUUAACCUUCACAUUGCUUAUCUCCCACUGCUUACCAUCACUUUCUAUACACCUGAGGGCAGCUAACAUUUUCUUAAACGCAACGAGGAUGAAUGUGUUUAGCGUUUAUUAGAUUGGCUGUCACUGGGCGAACUGAAGUUAUGUGUUUUUAUCCUAUUUACAUCUAAUGUAUUCUUACAUGUACAUACAGUUUAGCUUUUAAAUGGAUCGACAUGGUCGGUUUUAUCAAAGUCCUGCAACUGGUACUGAGUACUUUUCAGAUGCCUUAAAAAAGAAUUCAACAGGAACUUACAUACUGAUAAAUACGAAAGGUAUGUGGCGUUUAUAUGAGGUGUGAAUGUGACAAUAAAUUAACUUUUUUACCAUUUUCUUUGUACCAUUAUAUCCUUUUUUUGUACCCAUUUUCGUCUUUCUUUAUAGAUGAGUUACUGUUGGAUUCUUUUUCAUUCUGAGUUUUGAAACGUCACACCUGCAACAAACCAGAGAGCAGCUGUUUCUUGUUUCUCAAUAUCUUUUUAAGCUGCAUACAAAGUGUCUGAGUGCUGAAGUACAGGUGUUUUAAUGUUUAACAUUAAAACUGCAAGGCUAGAUGGAACUGACUACACAUACAGUAAUGUUAAUCAAUAUUUUUUUAAUGAUUUAUGAUGUUCAGAACACUGAAACACAUCAAGAUUUUGUAUUUUUAUACAGUGGGCAUGUGCUCGUAUUUGUAUAAUAUACUAUUACUAAUACUGUCAUAAUAAAUAUGUUUUUUU